Molecule: messenger RNA, 1935 nt
Organism: Artibeus jamaicensis (Jamaican fruit-eating bat)
Lineage: Eukaryota; Metazoa; Chordata; Mammalia; Chiroptera; Phyllostomidae
Gene: VSTM2L
Product: V-set and transmembrane domain containing 2 like
Exons: 4
Coding region: 203-817 (204 amino acids)
Source: RefSeq, a predicted model, not a curated record
GGGCGUGCGCUCGCUACCCGCGGCCGGGGCUGCACCGGGGCCGGGCGAGGGCUGGGGCCGGGUCGGGCCGCGUUCAGCGGACGAGGGGCCGCGGUUGCAGCCCGGCAGCCAGGCCGCACCCGGCAGGGCACGGCGGACGCGGGGUCUGCGGUGGCCUGAGCCCCGAUGUGAGGCGGCGGCGCCCCCGGCCGGAGCGCACACCAUGGGAGCCCCGCUCGCGGGGGCGCUGGGCGCCCUCCACUACCUGGCACUUUUCCUGCAACUCGGCGGCGCCACGCGGCCCGCCGGCCACGCGCCCUGGGACAACCACGUCUCCGGCCACGCCCUGUUCACAGAGACGCCCCACGACAUGACGGCGCGGACGGGCGAGGACGUGGAGAUGGCCUGCUCCUUCCGCGGCAGCGGCUCCCCCUCCUACUCGCUGGAGAUCCAGUGGUGGUACGUGCGGAGCCGCAGGGACUGGACGGACAAGCAGGCGUGGGCCUCGAACCAGCUAAAAGCAUCUCAGCAGGAAGACGCAGGGAAGGACGCGACCAAAAUAAGUGUGGUCAAGGUGGUGGGCAGUAACAUCUCCCACAAGCUGCGCCUGUCCCGGGUGAAGCCCACAGACGAAGGCACCUACGAGUGCCGUGUCAUCGAUUUCAGCGAUGGCAAGGCCCGGCACCACAAGGUCAAGGCCUACCUGCGGGUGCAGCCCGGGGAGAACUCGGUCCUGCAUCUGCCCGAAGCCCUGCCUGUCGCGCCCGCCCCACCACCACCCAAGCCCGGCAAGGAGCUGCGGAAGCGAUCCGUGGACGAGGAGGCCUGCAGCCUCUAGAACGAUGCGCGCCCGGCCGCCUGCCCACCCCGCGCCCCCACGGCUGUACAGAGUGCAUGAGGAGCUGCUGGACCUCUUGGGACAGGACGGCCUGGGUCCAGCCGCCUCCCCAUCCCCAAGACUGCCUGUGGCCACCACCUGGGCCCUCUGCCCACCACCCCUUUGCUCAGCAUGUAAGCCCCAUUCAAGCCCUUCCUUUUCAGAUCCCCGAGGUGACCUGGCUUGAAGGAGGUAGCCCUGGGCACCCAGGGGACAACCACCUGGACACGGGGAUGGGACACCAUGCCGGGGCCAGGCUGCCCCCUUCUGUCACAGGCUUCAGUGGCGCCCAGUGUUUCGCUUUGCUUGCUUGCCCCCCAAUCCCGUCCCCAGCCAGGGCCUCCCAGCCUUGCUCUCCCUCCUUCCUACCACCCCCUACUUGGACCUGGGGAUGUGGACCUCGAAUCUGAACCCGCCCCGAAUCUGGACUUGGAUCUUCUGAGCAGAGCUGGGGCCUCUCCCCUGGCGGAGAGACGGGGCAAGAGCUCCCAGGAGAGCCUUGCUCUGGGGCUGUGGCCCAGGAGAAGGCGUCUCACAGGGACCACGGGAGGAAAGGGAGACAUCCCACUGCCUCCUGGCGGGUCAGUCACUUCAGCCUCCUUAUACCUAAGACACAGCUCCCUGUCCACCCUCCAGGGCAGAAGGGGCACCAGGAACCUCUGCCCCGUCACACAGAGGGCCUUCCCCUCAACCCCAUGGCCCCAUGCAGAGUUUUGCACCAGCAGGACCCCUUUGAGGGUCUUUGAGGCUCUCCCAGGAGCCCCCUCUGCCAGCUCCCGACAGCCCAGCCCCCUCUUAGGGUCCACACCAAGUCCACCCCAGGGCCUGGGGCUGUUGGGAACUAAGGGACCCCAGUACCAGUUCCCUCAUAAUUCCCGAUCAGGGGGAUGCCCGCCCCUGGUGAUGUGUAAAUAUUUCUAUUGGGCCCAACACUCCCUCAGAACUGGCUCAAACCUCUGGCCACCCCUCAGCAAUGCCCUGGGGGAUGUGAGAGAGGCCAAGGGCUUUGCCCCGGGGUGUGUGGGUAACCCUGUACACACGAUUCAAUCUGUGACUACCAGCCAACCUGAAUAAAGCGG